Thermothelomyces thermophilus ATCC 42464 is the source of this 1605-nucleotide messenger RNA. RefSeq lists its product as uncharacterized. Lineage: Eukaryota; Fungi; Ascomycota; Sordariomycetes; Sordariales; Chaetomiaceae. The record is from RefSeq and is a predicted model, not a curated record. The transcript is spliced from 3 exons. Gene Ontology annotation, biological process: translational initiation. Gene Ontology annotation, cellular component: cytoplasm; eukaryotic translation initiation factor 3 complex. Bases 152 to 1549 code for a protein of 465 amino acids. Gene Ontology annotation, molecular function: translation initiation factor activity.
AGCCCCUCGACCACAAAAAUCGAGCCCCACCGAGGAGCAAAGCAUUUCCGGGCCUCUGCGUUGGUCACAACGGACGCCGGCGACAACCACUGCUCCCCCGCUCAACGAAUCGCUUUACGCUUCACUGCCCCGAGCGUUCGUCUUGUUCAAGAUGAGCUAUCAGAACGGCAUGGCGCCUGCCCGCGCCCUCGACGACGACAGUGAUGUGGAGGAGGAGGCCCUCGUCGCCGACUACAAGGAGCAGGUCCAGUACUCGGAGGGCGGUUUGGAGGAACUCGACCCGGCGACGCUCGCUCAGCAAGCCGACGAAAUCCAGGCCCGGCUAGUUCAGGCUGCCCAACCGCUGGAUUUCCAGGCUACGCUCGAGACCAAGUUCCAGAGCUACGACAACUACUGCGCUCUGUUUCACUACAUCCUCAACUCUGACGGCCCGGUGGACCUCGAACCACCAUCGUAUUACUGGGCAUGGGAUGUGAUUGAUGAGUUCAUCUACCAAUUCAAUACAUUCUCCUCGUACCGGGCCCGGAUCGCGAGGCAAGGCAACAACGAGGAGGAGGCGCAGAUUCUGCGCGACAACCCCAACACGUGGGGCUGCUACAGCGUGCUCAAUGUGCUCUACUCCCUGAUCCAGAAGUCCCAGAUCACCGAGCAGCUCACAGCGAUGAGGCGGAACGAGGACCCCAUGGCCGUGGCUGGGCCCUACGGUUCCAAGAACCUCUAUCGCAUGCUGGGUUACUUCUCCAUCAUCGGCCUUCUCCGCGUGCACUGCCUUCUCGGCGACUUCAGCCUCGCGCUCAAGACGCUCGACGAUAUCGAGCUGAACAAGAAAGCCAUGUUCGCCCGCGUCAUGGCCGCUCACUUCACCACCUACUACUACGUCGGCUUCUCGUACAUGAUGAUGCGCCGCUACGCCGAUGCCAUUCGCAUGUUCAGCCACAUCCUGGUCUACGUCUCGCGGACCAAGAACUUCCAGAAGAACACGCAGUAUGACUCCAUCACGAAGAAGAACGACCAGAUGCUCGCCCUGAUUGCCAUUUGCGUCGCCUUCCACCCCACCCGCCUGGACGACACCAUCCACACCGCCCUGCGCGAGAAGUACGGCGAACAGCUGCUGAAGCUGCAGCGCGGCGGCCCUGAAUCGCUGCCCAUCUUUGAGGAACUCUUCAGGCUCGCCUGCCCCAAGUUCAUCUCGCCCGUGCCUCCCGACUUUGACAGGCCCGAGGCCAACAUCGAUCCCAUCGACCACCACCUGUCGGUCUUCAUGGAGGAGGUGAAGACCAACAUGUGGAGUCCGACUUUGAAGUCGUACCUGCGGCUCUACACCACCAUGGAUCUGAAGAAGCUGGCUGGGUUCCUCGACGUUAAGCCGGAGGAGCUCCGGUCGUGGCUGCUCGUCAACAAGCAGCGGACCAAGCAGCUGCGCUGGACCGACCACGGGCUAUUGGAGGGCGAACUUGUUAACAUCAGCGACCUUGACUACGCGCUGCAGGGUAUGGGCCGCAAGCUUGUUGAUUGGUAUCUGCGCAAUCUCUCUCGCACAUACGCAUAAAGGUUGCAGAGCAGACGACAAUGAGACAGCACAGACGCUAGCAGCAACACGGACGA